AUGAGUGCUAAACCAACUAGUACUAGAGAAGAAUCUGAUGAUAUUCAGAUGACUGCACAAGAACUCCAUAUUUUAUCUGAAUUAGAUAGUCGUCAGUUUGGAUUUUUACUAUUGAGUCAACCAGAAAAUGCAUUAAAAAAGGCAUUGGUACAAAAAGCUGUGAAAUACCUACAACUGAUGGUAGUACAAGCAAAGAGACACCAAACUAUCAAAGAAAAUGAAGAAAAUAAUCAAUCAAAAAAUAUAAGUAUAGACCCAAAAACAUGGGUGAAGCUAGGGCACUUCCACUUGUUAUUAGAAGACUAUAGAAAGGCUCUAUCAGCCUAUCAAAUGUUUUACAAGACACAAGCUGAAAAUCAUUGGCUGGACACUAGUUUUCUCUAUGGCAUAGGCUUAGUUUACUUCCAUUAUAAUGCAUUUCAGUUUGCCAUCAAGGCAUUCCAGCAAUUACUAUAUGUCUCUCCAGGAUUCCAAAGAGCAAAUGAAGUGAACCUUCGACUGGGAUUGAUGUUCAAAGUAAUGCAAGAGUAUGAUCUAUCUCUAAAACACUUACAGUUAGCCUUAGUGGAUAAUAACCCUUGUACUGCAGCAAAAAGCAUGAUAAAGUUCCAUAUAGCUCAUUUAUUUGAAGUUCAGGGGAAGGUUAGAGUUGCAAAAGAUAGGUAUGAUGCUUUAAUCAAGGACAAAUCAAUCACUCAGUCACUGAGAGCUGAUAUUUUGCGGCAGCUAGGUUGGUUAUACCAUUGCCAAGAAUCUCUGGGUGAGAAGAGCCAGCGAAUACCAUUAGCAAUACAUUGUUUGCAGAAAGCCAAUGAAGCUGAUCAGUUUUCGGGCCAAACCUUGUAUCUCCUCGGUAGGUGCUAUGCAAGCAUUGGAAAAGUACAUGAUGCUUUCAUUGCUUACAGAAAUUCUGUUGAGAAAUCCGAAGGCAAUGCAGACACCUGGUGCAGCAUUGGUGUACUGUACCAACAACAAAAUCAACCUAUGGAUGCCCUUCAAGCUUACAUUUGCGCUGUGCAGUUGGAUAAGUGUCAUUCUGCUGCAUGGGCCAACUUAGGUAUUCUAUAUGAGAACUCGUUUCAAGCCCGAGACGCAUAUGCUUGCUACUUGAACUCUAAUCGCGGGAUGUCGGAUGCAGCCGGGGAAGAUUCCCCUACCAAGCUACCGCAAAUCAACUUUCCAAAGAUAGGGACAAACCCUCAGUUAGCCCAGCGUAUAGCUUUCCUUCACACCCAUCUUUCUAGCGCUCCGAUGCCUAGCGUCACGUCACAGAGGAGGCAGCUGCUGUCCAUCGAGGAGGCUUGGAAUCUUCCAAUAUCUGCAGAGAUGUCUUCCCGGCAACAGAAUUCUUCUCAACCAGCGAGAGGCACUCCCGCUCAGAGUUUCCAGAAGAAUUACUCGGCUCCUACACCACAAGGGCCUCCACCUCCAUAUCCUUCACCCAAUGAGACCUCUACCAAACGUUUCAAAAUGGAGGUUGAUCAAAAACUGCCUCAGUCUCCAUAUGGACUGUCUCCUCAGCAUUUGCAGCUGUUGAAUCACUUUCAGCAAAAUGCAGGGUCCUUGAACCCUGCACAGCAGAAUCUAAUGCAGCAUUUGCAACACCAAUACAGAUUGAUGCAACAGAAUCAGGAGAUCAAAAGACCUGCAGCUCAAAGACCUGCCAUUCCAUCUAGUUUCGGGAAUAACCAACCUUUUACUCUAGCAGGACUCAACACAGUUAAAACUGAGAAAUUAGUGCAACCCAAUAGUUUACUGGAGCCGAAGGAUUUCAUGGCGCCAGUAGGGAAUUCCGCGACCGAUUUAGAUGAGAACCUUGAGGAAGAUUUGAAGGAUUUGCUGGCACAAAAGGAUUUAGCGACUACGUUGGCCGAGAAUAUUUUGAAGCAUUUUGGGUCGCAGGAUAUGGAUGUCAAGGAGACUGUGGAGAAUACUGGCUCUGGUGGUAUUAAUACUUUAUCAUCUGGACCUUUUUCACCAUCAAACAUUGAUAGGAAGCCGAAUAUUUCUCAUGAUAAGGUAUGCAAUACAUGA
This is a messenger RNA of Phaedon cochleariae (mustard beetle), 2034 nucleotides long. The record is from the annotation of a GenBank genome assembly. NCBI's taxonomy places the organism in Eukaryota, Metazoa, Arthropoda, Insecta, Coleoptera, Chrysomelidae.